CCGCGCCGCCCCUGCAUCUUUUUCCUUGCCCCUGACCUGCGCGGCUGCGCGCGCCAUUUGUAACCACCACCACCCAGCCCUCUCCUAUAUAUCCACGGCAACCUCCCGCACUUUUCACCUCGCCCUGCGCAAAGCCAGUCUCAGUGACACGCCGGCGGUCGCACCGAGGGGAGAGGACCGAGCUCAGCUCGCUAGCGAGGGCAGGCAAUGGCGAGAGCCGGCGGCCUCCUGCUGCGCGGCGCGGCGGUGCUCGCGGUGGCCGUCCUGACGCUGGGCAUCGCCGGGGCCGCGAGGGCGCAGCUGCGGCAGAACUACUACGCCAGCUCGUGCCCCAGCGCGGAGUCCACCGUGCGCUCCGUCAUCUCGCAGCGCCUCCAGCAGAGCUUCGCCGUCGGCCCCGGCACGCUCCGCCUCUUCUUCCACGACUGCUUCGUCCGGGGAUGCGACGCGUCGGUGAUGCUGAUGGCGCCGAACGGGGACGACGAGAGCCACAGCGGCGCGGACGCCACGCUGUCGCCGGACGCCGUGGACGCCAUCAACAAGGCCAAGGCGGCCGUGGAGGCGCUCCCCGGGUGCGCCGGCAAGGUCUCGUGCGCGGACAUCCUCGCCAUGGCCGCACGUGACGUCGUCUCCCUGCUCGGCGGGCCAAACUACGCCGUGGAGCUCGGGCGGCUGGACGGCAAGACGUUCAACAGGGCCAUCGUGAAGCACGUCCUCCCGGGGCCGGGCUUCAACCUGGACCAGCUCAACUCCUUGUUCGCGCAGAACGGCCUCACCCAGACGGACAUGAUCGCGCUCUCAGGCGCGCACACGAUCGGCGUGACGCACUGCGACAAGUUCGUCCGUCGGAUCUACACGUUCAAGCAGCACCUGCCGUGGAACCCGCCGAUGAACCUGGAGUACCUGCGGUCGCUGCGUCGGGUGUGCCCCAUCAACUACAGCCCGACGGCGAUCGCGAUGCUGGACGCGUCCACGCCCCGGGUCUUCGACAACGCCUACUUCAACAACCUCCGCUACAACAAGGGCCUGCUCGCCUCCGACCAGGUGCUCUUCACCGACCGCCGCUCCCGCCCCACCGUCAACCUCUUCGCCGCCAACAGCACCGCCUUCCAGGAGGCCUUCGUCGCCGCCAUGGCCAAGCUCGGCAGGAUCGGCCUCAAGACCGGCAGCGACGGCGAGAUCCGCCGCGUCUGCACCGCCGUCAACUAGGCCGGGCAUCUGCAUUAGUAGGCGGACCGCGGACGCGUGUGUGUGCUGAUCAUUUAAUUAGUAGGCUGGUAGCUUGGUUAGUAGGUUCGUGAAAGAACUUUUCUUUUUCUUGUUUAUACGUUCGGUGGUGAGAUUUUGGUAGCCGUUGAUUCUUUGACGCAGCAGCUGUGGGGGUCGGUGGAUGAUAGAAAUUGAUGAGGUGUGCCUCGCCCUAAUGGAUGAAAUGGUUACGCGUGUUUCACUCCAGAAUUCUAAAUGCGCUAA
Messenger RNA from Panicum hallii, 1473 nucleotides. Its product is annotated as peroxidase 16-like. The record is from RefSeq and is a predicted model, not a curated record. The coding region runs from base 208 to 1209 and encodes 333 amino acids. Gene Ontology annotation, molecular function: peroxidase activity; heme binding. The transcript has 4 exons. Gene Ontology annotation, biological process: response to oxidative stress; hydrogen peroxide catabolic process. NCBI's taxonomy places the organism in Eukaryota, Viridiplantae, Streptophyta, Magnoliopsida, Poales, Poaceae.